UCGCUUUACACAAUUCACCCUCCCACCAUAAAAAAUAAUAAUGAUAAUAAUUUUGACACAAACACUUAUCCUCUCAACAAUUUACUAGAGCCAUGAUAGCAAAAAAGAAAAGGCACCACAAAACGCGAAGUUUCGGUGGAAUCUGAACUCUGAAGUGAAUAUGGCCACAAAGUUUUGUAAUCACGAGGAAUAAUAAUUUUACCAAUUUCAAAGACUAAAAUCACAACAAUUUCACAGUUUCAGCAAAUAAAAUGAUUGUUUUACUCCAUUUGUGUCUUGUCGAACAAUAUUAGGAUAUGUUCCUGGGUUUACCACUUUUUAAUAAACAUCAGUGUGUAAUGUAAAAAUUGAGCAACUUUAAUAUGUGUGUUUUGUGUUUAUUGCAUAUAGUAGGCUUAGUAGUUUAACCAUGUCUGUCUGUGAUUGACUGCUUUGGUCUAUAUUUGAUGUCGGCUUGUUCAGUUCACAUUCACAUACACAGAAAUAAAGCUGUCUUGCUUUUGUUCUGCCUCUGUUUUCUCGUCUCUCUCUCUCUCUCUCUCUCUUUCCACUUUCAUCUCUGCUGCAUCACCUGUUGUGCCACCUCAAUCCCCAGAAACAACAGUGCAUACCCAUUUCAUGCUUUUCCAUUUUCGUCACUUCUUCUCUCUGUUCUUUUGUCCACGCUCAUGAAUUAUGAAUAUGGUCGCUGGUCGAAGAUUUUGGCCUCUUGGACAUCAUCAGCUUCACUCGUUUUCCAUUCUUUGCUGAUGCGGAUGGUUUCAUUUCUGCUCAAAGUGCUGUUGGUUUUGGCGUUUUGAUUUGUGCAACCACAAGGAUUCCAUUGCUGGGGGUUUAGUCCUAUUUGUUUGAGAUUUGGCACUGACAUGCGUGGCUUGAAUCCUCGAAUGUUAAGUUGUUGAAUUUGGAGUACUUGGGCUGUGUGGAUUUUGGAGUAAGAAAAGUUGCAUUUGUGGGAAAAGGGUCACUUUUUUUGUUGUUGAUCCUACUCUUCCAUAUUAGUGGACAAUUUUUUGUUCGUUUUCCGGGGCAGUGCUGGACGAAUUGAAGUUUGAAUUGUAUUGUUAUGAAAAUCCUGUGGAACAAGGGCAAAUCUUGAUGCUAGAAAAGGCCAUCUGGUGAAUUUGUUUUGGAGUUGGGGUCAUUGUUUUUUUAUAGGUCAUAAUGAAGGCUCCAUCCAACGGUUACUUGCCUAAUUCUGGCGAAGGGGAAAGGAAGACUAUGAAUUCAGAGUUAUGGCAUGCUUGUGCUGGACCUUUGGUUUCUUUGCCUCCUGUUGGAAGUCUUGUGGUUUACUUCCCCCAAGGACACAGUGAACAAGUUGCAGCUUCCAUGCAAAAGGAGGCUGACUUCAUACCAAGUUACCCUAACCUUCCAUCCAAGUUGAUUUGCAUGCUUCACAAUGUUGCGUUGCAUGCUGAUCCUGAGACUGACGAGGUGUAUGCACAGAUGACCCUUCAACCUGUAAACAAAUAUGAGAAAGAAGCAAUACUGGCAUCAGACAUCGGUCUCAAACAAAACCGUCAACCCACUGAGUUCUUUUGCAAAACUCUUACAGCUAGUGACACUAGCACUCAUGGUGGAUUUUCUGUGCCGCGUAGAGCAGCUGAGAAAAUAUUACCACCUUUGGAUUAUUCAAUGCAACCUCCAGCUCAGGAGCUUGUAGCCAAGGAUUUGCACGACAAUACAUGGGCAUUUAGACAUAUUUAUCGGGGACAACCAAAGAGGCAUCUAUUGACUACUGGAUGGAGUGUAUUUGUCAGCACUAAAAGACUGUUUGCCGGAGAUUCUGUUCUUUUUAUCAGAGAUGAAAAACAGCAUCUUCUUUUAGGUAUAAGACGUGCUAAUAGACAGCAACCAGCACUCUCUUCGUCGGUGAUAUCCAGUGACAGCAUGCAUAUUGGCAUUCUUGCUGCUGCUGCUCAUGCUGCUGCAAAUAAUAGCCCAUUCACUAUAUUUUACAAUCCAAGGGCUAGCCCCUCUGAAUUUGUUGUUCCGUUAGCCAAGUAUAACAAAGCCAUGUACACUCAAGUUUCUCUUGGAAUGAGAUUUAGAAUGAUGUUUGAAACUGAGGAGUCUGGAGUGCGUGGGUAUAUGGGGACAAUCACUGGUAUCAGUGACUUGGAUCCUGUCCGUUGGAAAAGCUCACAGUGGCGCAAUAUUCAGGUUGGAUGGGAUGAAUCAACAGCUGGUGAACGCCCCAGAAGAGUUUCAAUCUGGGAAAUUGAACCAGUGGUGACUCCUUUCUACAUUUGUCCACCUCCAUUUUUCAGGCCAAAGUUCCCCCGGCAACCAGGAAUGCCAGAUGAUGAGUCAGAUAUGGAAAAUGCUUUCAAGAGAGCUGUGCCUUGGCUUGGAGAUGACUUUGGCAUGAAGGAUGCCUCAAGUUCAAUCUUUCCUGGUUUCAGUUUAAUGCAGUGGAUGAGCAUGCAGCAGAAUAACCAGCUCUCUGCUGCUCAAUCAGGAUGUUUCCCAUCCAUGCUUUCAUCUAAUACCCUUCAGGGUAACCUUAGCACUGAUGACCCUUCCAAGUUAUUGAGCUUUCAAGCUCCUGUCCUCUCUACCCCAAGUCUUCAAUUAAACAAACCUAAUCUACCAAAUCAAAUCAACCAGUUGCAACAGUCCCCAGUGUCAUGGCCUCAGCAGCAACAGUUGCAGCAGCAGCAGCAGCAGCAGCAACAACAACAACAACAGCAACAACAGCAGCAACAACAACAACAACAGCAACAACAGCAGCAGCUGCAGUCAUUGUUGCAAAUACCAAUGAACCAGCUCCAGCAGCAGAGGCAACAGCAGCUGCCUGAACCACAAAAUCUGCCAUUGUUGCAGCAACUGCCUCAGCAUCUAGGACAGCAACCUCAGAAACAACAACAGUCAAGUCAACAUGCUACUAUUAUGAAUAAUGGGGUAGUUGCCUCUAACCAAAUUACAAAUCAGUUUGCACAACAACCAAUGGCAUAUGGUCAGCUUCAGCAACAACAGUUACUUUCAGGAGGUAUCCAACCCCAGCAAGGUAUCCAGUCAGCCACUAAGAAUACAUUCCCAUUGACAUCCUUACCACAAGACUCACAAUUUCAGCAACAGAUAGACCAGCAAGCUAGCCUCUUACAGAGACAGCAGCAGCAACAACAGACACAAUUGCAACAAUCUCCACUGCAGUUGUUGCAGCAAAACCUGCCACAGAGAGCACUACAACAACCGCCAGCCACUCAAAUGUUACAGCAAAAUCCCUCAGAGCAACAACUCCACCUACAAUUGCUACAGAAAUUGCAGCAGCAGCAGCAACAACAACUUCUUUCCACGUCCACCCCACUUUUGCAGUCUCAGCUUCUACAACAACAAAAUACUCACCAACAAAACCAGCAAUCACUGCAGCCCCUGCCGCCUAUAUCUCAGCAUCAGCCUCAACAACUUGGCAAUAAUGCAUUCUCAACAGAGAAGCUUCUCAGCAGCAACAACUUCUCUUCAUCUCUUACGCAAUCGCAACAGCUUUCAAUGAACCAGCCCCAGAAUACACAGAAAUCACAUACCAUCACUAGAGCCCCCUCUACACUAACUGAUGGAGAUGCCCCAUCAUGCUCAACCUCUCCAUCUACUAACAACUGCCAGGUGUCUCCUCCGAACCUCCUGAAAAGAAAUCAGCAAAUACCAGCCACAUUAGGGGGGGGUUUGAUAGUUGAGCCCACUAGUAAUCUGAUACAGGAGCUUCACAGUAAGCCUGACACACAGAUCAAACAGGAGUUGCUCAAUGUAAAAGGACCUGACCAGUUGAAGUAUAAAGGGACAAUUACUGAUCCGCUGGAAGCUUCUUCUUCCGGAACAUCUUACUGUCUUGAUCCUGGUAAUGUCCAGCAGAACUUGCCACUUUCCAACUUCUGCAUGGAAAGGGAUGUCCAAUCACACCCAAGAAACAGUUUGCCAUUUGACUCUAAUCUGGAUGGUCUAACCCCUGAUACUAUGCUUCUAAGGGGGUAUGACUCCCAAAAAGAUCUUCAAAAUUUGUUGUCUAACUAUGCUAGUGCUCCAAGGGACAUUGAAACUGAGCUGUCAACCGCUGAUAUCAGCUCACAGUCGUUUGGAGUGCCAAACAUGCCUUUCAAGCCAGGUUGCUCAAGUGAUGUUGGCAUCAAUGAUACUGGGGUUUUAAAUAAUAAUAAUGGUUUGCGGACCAACCAAACUCCACGAAUGCGAACAUAUACCAAGGUUCAAAAGCGUGGCUCUGUUGGAAGAUGUAUUGAUGUUACCCGUUACAAGGGAUAUGACGAACUCCGGCAUGAUUUGGCUAGAAUGUUUGGGAUUGAAGGGCAGCUAGAAGAUCCUCUAAGGACUGAUUGGAAAUUAGUAUACGUGGAUCAUGAAAAUGACAUUCUUCUUGUUGGUGAUGACCCUUGGGAUGAAUUUGUCAGCUGUGUCCAGAGCAUAAAGAUAUUGUCAUCUGCAGAAGUGCAGCAAAUGAGCUUGGAUGGGGAUUUAGGUGGUAAUGUUCCAAUCCCCAAUCAAGCUUGCAGUGGGACAGACAGUGGCAAUGCAUGGAGGGGACAGUAUGAAGAUAACUCAGCUGCCUCCUUUAAUAGGUAAAGGAAGGAUGUCAAAUGCUGACACUUAAGAGAGAUCAACUUGUGCAUUUCAAUUGGUGGAGAACCAACUUAACCUAAUAAAACUUUUGGUUGGUGAUUCUCAAAUGAAAAGUACACAUGCAUUUCAAAUGAUGCAGUUUAUUGGGGUAUUGUAGAAGAGGUGGACUCACAUAACUGCAUCCUAGUUUUCUUCACCACAUCACUUUUGAUGGUGUCUAGUUUAGAUCCUCAAAUAUAGCAAGAGCAGUUUCCGUUACUACUGAUGCCACAGAUCCUAUACCUUUGGAAUCAACUUUUCUUGUGGUUGUUGGAUUAGGAUUUCUUUUUCAUUUUUUGCAAGGUACAGCAGAAUAGGGCAGCUAGUGUAUAAUAUGAUCUCUUGUAAAUCUUGUUAUGGUUAAAGUUGUAUACGGAAGUUUGGUGUCCAAGUAAUGGCUCAGAGCCUCAGACAAUGAAGAAUGCAUGCCAAUUCUAGCUCUUGUAUAGUGCCUACGAUGUUACGACGUUUACACGGUGGCCAUUUUGGAAAAGUUUAGUUCAUUAUGGAUGGAAGAAAACAAAGUUUCUUUUUAAACUCUUCAAUUUUGGAAUUUGUGUGCUUAAAUUACAAUUAGCUAGCUUUUUGCCUAUCCAAUAGUUUCUAGAUGCCUUCAAGUUCCGCCCGUACAUUUCAACGGGAAAUGUUUUACCUUAUUGUAUCUAGUCUAUACAGAAUAUUUACACCUAUACUUCAA
Molecule: messenger RNA, 5311 nt
Organism: Glycine soja
Lineage: Eukaryota; Viridiplantae; Streptophyta; Magnoliopsida; Fabales; Fabaceae
Product: auxin response factor 19-like
Exons: 14
Coding region: 1165-4578 (1137 amino acids)
Biological process (GO): response to hormone; regulation of DNA-templated transcription
Cellular component (GO): nucleus
Molecular function (GO): DNA binding; protein binding
Source: RefSeq, a predicted model, not a curated record